GUCUUCCUGGUGUCCCUCAGCUUAUGGUUCAAUUUGUGGGGCGGACCUUCCACCAGCAACAACAGAAAGUUCAUCACGGAUGCCCUGAUGCACCUUCGGAUGAGAGCACAAGAGAAGGCGAGCAUCACCAGGUUUCUUUCAAGUGGACAAGACGAUAGCGCCUUCGCUGAUCUGAGGGCGUUCGAGGCCGAUCUCGAGGUGCCCUUCUUUAUAUUGGACACACCUGCGCUGGUGGAGCUUCAUCGUAUGUGCCAGGAGACUGCACAGAGCAUUCUCAACGGCGACUGGCCUUCUGAGCUUGUUCUGGAUGACAAGAAGAACAUCAACGAGGUGUACUGGCUCCAUCAAUUGUGGACCGACCCCUGGCGGACACGCGACCCAGACAAAGCUCUCAUCUUCGUCUUGCCUGUGUAUCCAGGUGGGCACUGCAUCGCAGAUGGAUCGCUGAUAACACACGUAGGUGUGUAUGGAGUGUGGGCAGUGCUGUUGCUGGGGAGGGCGUGUGGGGAGAAGGAUCGGAAGAAGGUCCACAAGCUGGGUGCACAGGCAGUUAAGGAGGUGAGAGAAAGCGUUCUUGUUAGAGGUGUCUUAUUCGAUGUCGGCCUUCGAUUCAGGUGACCCAGCUGCCUGCCUGGCACAGGAAUGGCGGCGUUGAUCACGUGAUGGUGGUGAGUAUGCCGAUGCAUCAACCGCUGUAUUCGUGUGAUCAUUUAAUCAGGCGACUGACUGGCAGUUCAAGGUGCCUGGCGGCUUCCAGAGGGCGCUGGGCAAGACCUUCGCUAACUUUGCCAGGAACGUCACAUGGGGGCGACACGUCACCGACAACCGUUCGUGCGGAUAAAGAGAGGAUCAGACUCUAGUGAUGCAAUGCUCGAGUGUCCGCUGCUUCUCAGAUAGAGGCCUCUUCGGCUGCGCCGUCACCAUUCCCCAUACGUACACAUCCGUACAUACCAGUCUGCGAGCACCAUGUGUGUAUCUGCCUGUCCGUGUGGCUGUGUGGGUCUGCAGGUCGUCGAUGACGGCGCUACAGCCUGCCUACCAGCCCUUUGAAAAGGAGAGUCUGCUGGAGAGGGGUCUGAUCGACGCCGCGGAUGUGUUCGAGGAUGACAGGCUUGAUGUUGCAUUCGACCCGCCCUCGCGGCUCGACUGGUUUGCCAGAGACUACACCAUGUUCUUCCAAGGUAGCUCCCCUCACGUAUUUGCAAACGUGCUUUUCUGAUCAAGGCAGUUUGCAUACAAAUAUGCUCAACAUACGCCACACACACAUGAUGUCUGCAUGUGUGAGUGUGUCCAGGUACAGUUGAUGGCAUGCGGCCGUUCAGAAUACUGGCACUGAAGCAGUUGGCGGGCUGGCACCACCGUCCAGCCUCAUGUCACGACUGCACACCCGCCAACAAUGUUUUCGUCUCCACCACCAACGUGGCUGGUGUCGAGCGGAAAGGGAAAAUGCCAGAUUGCCCGCGCGAACAGAAGAAGCUGCGCGUUCAGAGGGUCGUUCAGAGGGUCGAAAUGGGCAAGUUCGAGGGGUGUCGCGCCCCUUCCGACCAGAAGAAGCGACAUCCGCUCUACGCGGAGGCAUCAUUCAUGCAUCGGCUUGCAAAUUCCAAAGUAAACCUCUGCUUCCGCGGGACAGAUGUGACGAGUUCGAGGAAUGUGGACGGCUUCUGGACGGGGACGCUCAACGUGCUGAUUACCGAAGUGGAAGACAUGUAUAAGUACGCCAUAGCGUUUCAAUGCGAGAUACCGUGGAGGUGACCACUUUAGCAUCAAACCAAAGACACGCACUCGCACACGUCAUGCAGCAGCUGCAUGAUUAUUCUGCAUGGGAGGAGAAUGAGGCAGAGACAUGUCUGUCGCGUGUGUGUACGUGUGCAGGAACUUCACAUAUGCCAUCGAGGGCUCUGCGUUCAAGGAGGAUCCGCGAAGAGCACUUAGGCCUGUCUUAGACGAGCUGUUUCUGCACCCUGCGUCCAUCCGUGAGAAGCUUCGACUGAUGGAGUACUACAGUAGGAAAGUGCUGUGGAACGCACCCAACAGCACAGCGGCCAGGAGCACGCUGCGCGCCAUGACGCGACAGUGCCUCACUGACGAGAUGAAAAUGGAAUGGCUGCAGCGAACACACAUAGAAGAUGGUGAGUGGUCUGACCUGAUUCACGGUAUGAGGUGUGUGUGCGUGGGUUGGAUGGAUGCAGGUGGUGAUCGAUAUGGCGAUCAUCCACUCUUCUCUCGCUGCGCCUUCCCGGACACCUCAGCGACGCGCGAGGAGCAGAGAGAGCCGUGCGUCAGCUGCUGGGUUGGCUACAAGACACCCACCAAGAAGCCGCCCUCCACAGCCGACGAACACCACACCACCAGUGCACAACUGGAGGUGCAGAUGUGACUCGCUUGUGGAUGGGGCUGCUUGGCCGUCAUCAGUUUUGGCAUGGAAAUACUAAUCAAUGCCACACACGGCUCAAGGGCCGAGUGACCGGGCCUCUCUGGGCCAAAACACAAUCCAUAGAUGCAAGCGGCGCCCCCAAGUAAAGGAAAUACCAGGGCAAAUGCGAAAGGGAGAGGAGGUAGGAUGAGCCCGCUGCUGUCGAGGCCGGUGAAGCCAGACAACAUAAGUUACAAUGAAUGACCCAGCAACCAGUCAACAUAUCAACAGCUCCCGUCAUAACACAGUAAGACGCAUGAUAUUUGACCUGUUUUUACGCGUACAAGCUGUGAGAAAAAUGAGAUCGCUUGCUCACGUUUUGCAGAUGGACUAGGUGCUUCCUUUCCGUUUCCUUUUCUCAAAUUCUGCAAAAAAUUUA
Vitrella brassicaformis is the source of this 2795-nucleotide messenger RNA. The record is from the annotation of a GenBank genome assembly. Lineage: Eukaryota; Vitrellaceae.